This is a messenger RNA of Suricata suricatta (meerkat), 3979 nucleotides long. RefSeq names its product zinc finger protein 219 (gene ZNF219). Gene Ontology annotation, cellular component: nucleus. The record is from RefSeq and is a predicted model, not a curated record. Gene Ontology annotation, biological process: regulation of DNA-templated transcription. Lineage: Eukaryota; Metazoa; Chordata; Mammalia; Carnivora; Herpestidae. The transcript is spliced from 5 exons. Bases 1354 to 3501 code for a protein of 715 amino acids. Gene Ontology annotation, molecular function: DNA-binding transcription factor activity, RNA polymerase II-specific; RNA polymerase II cis-regulatory region sequence-specific DNA binding.
CCCUCUAGCAUUUCCUAGCUCUUUCUAUGGUACUGAGGUGGCCAAAGUGGCUCCUCUGGUAGCCCACUGCUCUCUCCAUGGUACUGAAGGGAUGACCAUUUAUUUCAACAUCUGUCUGGGGUCCAGAAGAGUACUGUGACUCAGAAACACAAAUUUUCAAGCUGGAAGGGACCAUCAGUAUAAAUUAGUCCAACCUCCUUGUUUUACAGAUGAGUAAACUGGGAGGUUAAGUGAUUUACUGAAGGUUGUGGGGCUAUUAAUAGUCAGACUGGGCCCACAAUAGCUUGCACUCCUUGGUCCUACUCUUUAAUUUACCUUUUCUGACACUACUCACUGAGCCUCGCUGGGCUCUUAGUCUCAGGAAAUGGGUUUAUUUGGAGGAUCCAGAAGAUGACCGUGGAUGCUCUAAUUUGGAACUACAGAAAUGUAAAAAAGGUGGUGGCAGAGGUUGUUUCGUGACCCUGGAAUGAGGACACUUUUGUCAGACAACCUCCUGUUAAUAAAAUUCCCUUAACCCAGAUUUCACAUGUAACAGGUACUUGCCUCUUCAUGGAGUCUUAUCACAUUCAUUAAAUGUCAAAAAUUAAAGAAGGCUUGGACCUCCAGAGCCUUUUCUCUUUGCUGAUAAGCAGGUCUGACUCCUGGCCCAGUUCUCUUCUGUUAAAGAUCCUUAAGCAAAGUAAUGCUUGAGUCCUUUUCUUUCUCAGUAACCCAUUUCAGUUUCACAAUGGCUAUUGUAAGGAACUUCUUUAUAUCUCAAAUAUUCUUUCUACCUCAGGCAAGAAAAAUAGGUUAGGCCCACAUUCAUCUGGCCUCGACCAGAUGAAUUCUAUACGUAAGUAGGAAGGUAGGCUGGCUGACUUCUGGUUGUCCUCUCAGGCCUAUUUCUAUGAAUGUUAAUUCUGGGGUUGCUUCUAAGUCCUAAUGCUAACCUCUGCAGCUUAGAAUCAGGAGAGCCCCCCACACCCCACCCCCCAUCUUCUCCUUAGUGCUCUUCCUCUGAACUGGAGCUCUGCACAUCCCAGGCCCAGGGAAUUUCAGCCUGGAGAAUUUUAACCCUUUCCUGCUCAGAGCAUGUGCUGAGCCCCUAUCUGUGCAGAUGGCCCAGCCCCGCCCCCCAUCCCUCACUGCAGCCUCUUGAGCUCAGAGCCAGUGUAAUCCUCCUCUUGUGUGAGGGAGCCUCUCCCCUGCAGAGAGGAGGAAAGCCUGCCUCGGAACAGCCCUGGACAAAGGGGCUGAGAUGCCCCAUCAAACUGCAGGCUCCAAGCUCUUCAGCACCUGUUGCCUUCACUAGCAGCUUUUCCUCCUCCUCUUCCCUGCACUCCCAAGAACCAAAGAAUGUGAAGGGGGUCCAUGGAGGGCUCACGUCCCCGUGCCCCGGGCGGCCACUUAGCGCCCUCGCCGCCGGCAUUCGACGGCGAACUGGAUCUGCAGCGCUACUCCAACGGGCCAGGCGUGAGCGCCGGGUCUCCAGGGAUGGGAGCAGUGGGCUGGUCCGAGAGUCGCGCAGGCGAAAGGCGCUUCCCCUGCCCUGUAUGCGGAAAGCGCUUCCGCUUCAACUCUAUCCUGGCUUUGCACCUGCGGGCGCACCCGGGCGCCCAGGCCUUCCAAUGCCCGCACUGCGGCCACCGCGCAGCGCAGCGGGCCCUGCUGCGCUCGCACCUGCGCACGCAUCAGCCCGAGCGCCCGCGUAGCCCGGCCGCACGCCUGUUGCUGGAGUUGGAGGAGCGCGCGCUACUGCGCGAGGCCCGACUAGGGAGAGCCCGAAGCUCAGGGGGCAUGCAGUCCACCCCUGCCUCUGAGGGCCUGGCGCGGCCCCAGGCUCCUUCGUCGUCCACCUUCCGUUGCCCCUUCUGCAAAGGCAAGUUUCGCACCGCGGCGGAGCGCGAACGCCACCUGCACAUCCUCCACAGGCCCUGGAAGUGCGGCCUGUGCAGUUUUGGCUCCAGCCAGGAGGAGGAGCUGCUGCAUCACAGCCUGACGGCCCACGGAGCUCCUGAGCGUCCCCUGGCGGCCACCUCGGCUGCGCCCCAGCCUCAGCUUCCACCCCAACCUGAACCCAGAUCGGUCCCAGAGUCUGAGCCAGAGCCCGAACGUGAGGCAGCUCCCGCCCCCGCUCCUGCUGCUCCUGAGGAGCCCCCAGCGCCCCCGGAGUUCCGCUGUCAAGUGUGUGGCCAGAGCUUUACGCAGUCCUGGUUUCUCAAGGGCCACAUGCGCAAGCACAAGGCCUCCUUCGAUCACGCGUGUCCCGUGUGUGGCCGCUGCUUCAAGGAGCCCUGGUUCCUUAAGAACCACAUGAAGGUGCACGCCAGUAAGCUGGGCCCGCUGCGUGCCCCGGGGCCUGGUUCUGGGGCUGGCCGGGCCCCUCAGCCUCCUGACCUGGGCCUGCUGGCCUAUGAGCCACUGGGCCCCGCGCUCCUCUUAGCCCCAGCACCCACUCCAGCAGAGCGCCGGGAGCCUCCGAGUCUCCUGGGCUACCUGAGUCUGCGAGCUGGGGAGGCCCGGCCCAAUGGUGAGGGCGCUGAGCCUGGCGCUGGCCGUAGCUUCGGAGGCUUCCGCCCACUGCCCUCCGCUCUCCCGGCCCGGGCUCGACGGCAUCGCGCCGAGGAGCCAGAGGAGGAAGAGGAGGUGGUGGAGGCGGAGGAGGAGACCUGGGCCCGGAGCAGGGCGCUGGGCCCUCUGGCUUCACUGCACCCGCGCCCUGGCGAGGGGCCAGGGCAUUCUGCGCCUGCUGCGGGGACCCAAGCAAGGUCCACCGCCACGCAGGAAGAGAAUGGGCUGUUAGUUGGAGGAUCCCGGCCUGAAGGGGGCCGGGGAGCCACAGGAAAGGAUUGCCCCUUCUGUGGAAAAUCUUUCCGCUCAGCGCAUCACCUUAAAGUGCACCUGCGAGUGCACACAGGCGAGCGCCCCUACAAGUGUCCGCACUGCGACUACGCGGGCACCCAAUCCGGCUCGCUCAAGUAUCACCUGCAGCGCCACCACCGAGAGCAGAGGAGUGGGGCAGGCCCCGGACCGCCCCCGGAGCCGCCGCCCCCUUCUCAGCGGGGUUCGGCACAGCAGUCGGGAGCCAAAACGGCUCCACAGCCUGCUACCUGGGUGGAGGGCGCGGCGAACCCCCGGCCUCCUUCGAGUGCUGCGCCGGGGUCCCGUCGGAAGCCUGCCAGCCCAGGGAGGACCCUGCGCAACGGGCGAGGCGGUGAGGCCGAACCCCUGGACCUGUCCCUGCGGGCGGGGCCAGGAGGCGAGGCUGGGCCGGGGGGUGCCCUCCACCGAUGCCUCUUCUGCCCCUUCGCCACUGGAGCGCCUGAGCUCAUGGCCUUGCACCUGCAAGUGCACCACAGCCGCAGGGCUCGGGGCCGCAGGCCGCCCCAGGCCGACGCUUCCCCGCCCUACGUCCCUGCACAGUCGGGAGAGACCCCUCCUAGUCCUCCGCAGGAAGGGGAGGAAGGCCCUGGGCUGUCCAGAUCGGGAGAGGCGGGGCUGGGGGGACAGGAACGGUAGGGAGCCCUCUUAGGGGCGGUUAGCUUAGUGAGCUUACCCCGCGGGAGCGGGGGAGCGCUAGAGGUAGUUGGGUAGAGCAGCCAGCAGGGGGCAGCGUGGGACCCAUAUCCCAGCCCCAGGCGGACCAGAGGUGGAGGGGGUGGAGGGCGUAGGAGGGUGGGCGGGCGCUACCCACCCAGCCCAGGGGAGUCACAGUGCCUUAGAAGUGGCAGGGGUGAGGAUCAAAGAACGGGGUCCUAGGGCUGGCAGAGGGUUGUGUCCCUGUUGAGGAUCCGCUCUGCCAGUCUUUGCUGGUCCAUAGGCGUGAGAGUUUAUUUUUGUACAAUGGGUGGGGGUGGGGGGCACUGUACCCUUCUAGCCCCUUCAGGGGCCCUGUAGACGUCGCUAUUUUUGGUACGAUUCCUGUCAUCCCUGUCGCAGAGUUGUGUCCCCAAUAAACAGGUGUCUUGAGGCACAGGGAGCUGUGUCUGUCUGCCUA